Molecule: messenger RNA, 1230 nt
Organism: Didymella exigua CBS 183.55
Lineage: Eukaryota; Fungi; Ascomycota; Dothideomycetes; Pleosporales; Didymellaceae
Exons: 2
Source: RefSeq, a predicted model, not a curated record
UGUUAAACAACAACCGCCACAAGCCAUGACACAACUAAGGUUCUCUCCGCUACCAGGUUCGCCUGACUUAGCGCGGCUCGUUCAAGAUCGCGUCGAGAAGGUACAGCAGGGGUUUCCAGCCUUGUGCCCAAGCACACUUGAGGACUUCCAGGUCCUAGCAGAUAAGAUCUCUACAAUCGCCCAGGCGUGUCAAACAGUCGCAAAGAGACUAGAAGCGCAAGGCAGCAGACACGACGCAGCAACAGCAGUCAAGCAGGUUAAGAACGACCUUGACUGGGCCGAGUUCUUAGAGGAGGUUAGGGUUAACCCGGUUCCUAUCAAGCGCACUCUGCUUUUCCGCGCGCAUCGGCACACAGCCAGGGACCAGCCUGGGGCAUACAACGCACGGACGCAAGAUGUGGUCUUCGACGACCACUACCGGCAGGCGAAGUCGGUGAACGACUUUGUGCUCUCUCUUGGAAACCAUUUGGGCAAGACACAGAGACAGACAAAGACAGGAAGACGGCUAAGAACGAAGUUCACUUCAACAAGUUCAAGAUUGAACUGGACCCUCCAUCUAACAGGGAAGAAGUCGCGAGAGCAACACGAGCAAGGAGAAACAGGUCAUGUUAGCUUCGUGAUCUUUGAUCUGCAGGUACUGAGCGAAACACCAAACGUCGCUGUGUUUCGAGUCGCAGACGUGCUUGACUUUCUCCAGAAAAGUGAAAAGUCAAGCCUCAUUCCAGAGGAAUACCAGCGAUGGGCAAGAAAUUGCGAUGAGUACGUCAUUAUGGGGCGAGGCAUUGAGAACGCUGUUCUGCAGACUGUGCCAUGGUCAGAGCUUCGAGUGACCCCAAUCCUCAAUCAGCAUUUUCACAGCGCAUACACACUAAAACUAUACGAGCGAUUCAGGGAUAACGCUGUUGACAGACGUAUUGAAACAGGGUUUGAGCAAGUGUGCAAGAUGGUAGUGGAGUCUGCUAAGGCAGUGGCGGGUCACAAGGCAAAUGAUGCGGCAUUGGUACAGCUGUUGGUUUUGUUGAUCCUGAAGCCCGGAACAUGGUUUUGGGGCAUCAACACGAGCAGCGGACAAGAAGAGAUCAGAGAUGGAUGCAAGAUAGUUAUAGAGGAUGAGCUAGUAGUAAGGAUGAGUCAGGUAUCAGUAGAUUAGCAAUGGUUCGCUCUCUGUCAAAUGCUCAAGGAAAUGAGAAAAGUAUCAUAGAAGGAAGGUGUAACGUAAAUACUAAGCGA